GCCACCUUCUCGAAACGACUAGACGGCUUUCGUGUUGUGAGAGAAUAAUGCGAUUGACAAGAUCGGGCCUGGUCUACGGCUGAUCGAACCUUCCUAAUUCAGCAGGCUCGGUAAUUCUUCUUGCAAGGAGAUAAGAAUCAUUGACUCGACAGUGAAAACCAGUUGCACAAUGCCACUAAGAAGUCUUCUUCCUUUGCUUCACCUCAUCUAGUGCGCGAAACUUUUUGACAACUUUCGACUACCUUCGAGUGAGAGUUAUGGCCGAGUCAUUCAGAUACCACUCUUUAUCCGAGGAUUCCACUACAUUGACGGACAACACCGGCGAUGAGAAGGAAAGCAAGGAGAGUCUAUUAUAUCCUUCGAUUCAAAAACAUAUCACAAAAUACAAAGACAUAGUGACUGCCAAAUCUCUUCGACAUUACCUCCCUCAUCUGUUGUUUGCACUUCUCAACACUACUUGGACCUUGAUAAUUCUUGGGCAGACCGGAAAGACACAUAAUCCUUUGCUCAACCAAAAUGUUCCAUCUCCAGCCAAUGAUGUAAGCGCGUAUUCGAGAGUGGUUAUGAACAACAGUCUUUGGGACGAAAAUCAGUUCAAGGGCGCUCCAAAUCCUGCUCAAACCGCAGCAUGGCUCACGUAUCAUAAUUUAACUGAGAUAGCCGUUGGCAUCGAAGAUCUGAAUGCUAUUGGAAAGAGUUCAGUCAAACUCACAGAUGGCCCUAACAGAUAUCUUGCUAUGCUCGAUGUUUUCCACCAACUUCACUGCCUAGACAAGAUCAGGAUCUAUAUCCACCGGGAUUACUACGAUCUUCGCGAAGCUCCUGCGAUGCAACUGAUUCACGUCGGGCAUUGCCUCGACAGCUUACGGCAGAUCAUCAUGUGCCAUGCAGAUACUGAACUUUUGACCUUCGAGUAUGUCUCAGAGAAAAGAUACCCGAAUCCUCGACCAAACCCGAACUUUUUGGUGGAAAGGAAAUGUAAAAACUGGGAUGACAUUGUGGCAUGGGUAACAGACCACCAUGCGGACCUUAAUCUUGUGGAGUCGAGGCAAGCUUGGGAGGAAAGACUCGGGGUGCAUGUUUGACUAGGAUCUUCGCCUGUGAUUGCCAGAAAAGAGGAUGUACUUGGGUUUCAGAUCAACUUGGCCUACAAUGAUUUGCGAAUCUCAAGACCAGCAAUUUAAUCUUCAAAGUAG
Molecule: messenger RNA, 1196 nt
Organism: Pseudogymnoascus destructans
Lineage: Eukaryota; Fungi; Ascomycota; Leotiomycetes; Thelebolales; Thelebolaceae
Exons: 5
Coding region: 258-1085 (275 amino acids)
Biological process (GO): mycotoxin biosynthetic process
Source: RefSeq, a predicted model, not a curated record